Messenger RNA from Caenorhabditis auriculariae, 13766 nucleotides. NCBI's taxonomy places the organism in Eukaryota, Metazoa, Nematoda, Chromadorea, Rhabditida, Rhabditidae. The record is from the annotation of a GenBank genome assembly.
AUGUUUCGACGUGCAAGUCCGAGCACGAAAAAGCAAGAAGACGUCAAGAAAAAGACGACGGCAAGAAAGAUGACGUCACCGUCAAAGGCGACGACGUCGAAGGCCGUUUCUACCACCAUAUACGUCAUCUACAACGAUUGUGAGGGUGAGCUGAAUCCAUUGAGCAUUGAAAUGAGAUUCGAAGAAGUGUAAACAAUUUUUUUUAAUUCUUCAAACAACUUUCCAUCAUUAUAUUUCACAGUUGGGAAAGUUAGAUCUUUUUUUAAAUGAAACUUCGCGUUAAGGUCACUUUUGGGAUGGAUUUCGAAUACCAACACUAACAAAAUGAACGAGCGAGUUAGGACUAAACAGUGGUACAGAUCAACUUCAAGUCUUUAGAAUUUCCCCUGGAACGGUCGGUCCUGUGGCAAGACGUGCUGCCAGAACUGCAGAACUACGGAUUCCAUUCGAAUUUCGACGUCCAGUGGGUGGAUGUAGGCCUGGAAUUUUCCAAACUCACUAGUUUCACUGCUGAGAAGGUUCUUCGACGUUGGGAAAACGAUGAAACCAGUUGGAUCGUGGUGCGUGUUUGUGAAGUUUCAAUGAACUUUAACAAAAACAAUUUUACAAAACAAAUCUAAUUCUUCUCACUUUUUUGUAUCAGCUUUGUUUUUUGCCCGAUAUUUGAAUUAUAACUUGUACCAGAAAAAAUGAGUUUUUACCCAAGUCUUUCUCGGAAUUAUUUGAGUCUUGUCAGCCGAAAGAAUACAAUUGCUCAUCACAAAGACGAAAACAUCUAUUAUUUCUCCGAACAAAAGCGUAACGAAAAGAUGUCUGUGAUUUGAAAUUUCUUGGUUUCCCUUGUUGCUCACGAAGAAAUGGGUGAAUUGUCAUGGAGAAAACUACAAAUCUCCCGGUUUUAGUGCCUCGUCGGCGACAAAUACGGCGCGCCGACGCCGCCGUCGACAAUCCGUAAGCAGGAGUUCGAAUCGAUUCGCAGCGCCUUCUUCGAGAACAACGGCGGUAUUUCUUUUCUUUUUUUGCUAGAAAGUCAGAUGAUUCAUUCCUUGUGAGAUCGGUGAACUGUUGUUUUGGGGAUUGGUUAGUUAGGACCUGGCAUAGCAGUAAGCGAGGACUUUUCCAAUAUUAAAAGUUUGGAAGAUGGAAUUUCCUGGCUUUGAGCUCGCAUUUUGAAAUGAAAGUACAAAUUAUUUUACAGCAAUCACAACUUAUUUAAUGAACUGUUGCUCGUUGUUUCUUUCGCUUUUCUUUAAAAAAAUAGUUUUCGAUUUUGAAAAACGGUUGAAAAGUUUAGAUGUUCGCAUAGAAACUCUCAUGUUCGGAAGUCAAGGUCCUUUUAUUUUUCAACCUCGAUAGCUAUCGGUAUUGCUCAAAAUUUGUACGAAAUGAGUAAAAAUUGAGAAAUUUUCAAAAACAAAAAACCUUUUCCCAAUCACUGGCCGUUUGAUUCGUUGAACCUAGUGGAAGAAUAGUGGACUCCAUUUUGGUUAGUCUCUCGAGAUACUUUUGCUAAUCGCGUCAAGCACAUCGUCAUCAGGAAACGUACACUUGCCCCUUGCAGAAACUUAUCAUUUAUCUCAUUUUGACUCAAAACUUUUUAUGUAUCAUCUCUUCAAUUAUUCUUGAAGAUGUGCGGAUUAUCGACCAGAGCUACGCGAUAGACAGGAGCUACCAGUCGGACGAGUAUCGGCUCCAGCCUUCCAUCCUCAACGACCCCAAACUUCGCGCCAAACUCACCAAGGCCGUCCAGAAAGGCGCUCAAGCGGUUGGUCGACACAUUUUUCGAAAUAAGUUGUAAAUUAUGUUUGAAUAGUAUCUAGAACUGUGAUUCAAGCAUAGAAACUGCGAGUUUCUUGCAGAACUUCAAAAAGGAGUUUUUCAGAGGGCUGUUGACAAAAAGCUUUUUUACACUUUCCUUCCCUUCAUUUUGACUUCAUCCUAGGUCACUUUAACCCGCUUCUCUUUGACUGCAUAAGUUCAUCGAGCUUUAUAAAAUAAUAAUGGAUUCGAGGCAUUCGACGAGGGUUCGAUAAACCAAAUCCACGAGGAACGUCAACGACGUUUCUUCAUCUCCCCGAUCCACGUCGUCGCCCAAAGAAUCAUCCAAAGUCCCACCAACAGCCGAUGCACCUUCCUCCUUCGUAAAUUCGACGGUAGCCUUUUAAAGAUUAGUUAUUCAUAGCAUAUGCAUCAUUGGCGCAUACAAAUUUAACGUUGAAGUUUUUUUGAAGUUAGACUUGCGUUGAUAUUUUUUAUGAAGUUUUGCGAAACGAGUUAAAAACGGAGAAACCAUCUGAAGAGUUAGCGAAUAGCCAUUAGAUAUAUCCUAAAAUAGGUCAAAAGUGCUAGCUGAAUCUUCUUUUCUGGUUUUCUGUUUUUCUCAAAAAUGAAAAAAAAAUGUGAUUUUCUGUAAAACAGGCGUUACAAUCGAAGCCGCAACGACCAACGCCAACUUCCUAGAAAAGACACCAGAUUCGUCCAGGAAAGUUGAGGAUUUGAAGGUUUUUUCUUCUCAAUUUCACUCUAAAAGUAGAUUUUGUUAAGAACGAAAUUUCGGCAAAAAUGGACGAGAAAGCGACAUUUGCGCAUGUUCUGACACCAGAAAAUGGCGACAUCGCCUAUUUUUUCGCAUCGAAAGAUGGGGAGAAGUACCGCGACAAAUUGACACGACAAGUAUGUUUUUGUAACAUGCAAUUAUAGCUAUUCUAAUGAUAGCCUUUGAAUCGAAAUUGGAAAAAUAAAUUGUCUUGAAAUGUACUUGCUGUCUGCGGAUUGCAUGAAAAGAAUAAUUCAUAUUUUCUCCCGUUUCGCUCGACGCUAUUUUGAGUCUUUUCUCUUUUUUUGUCGAAGAAAAACUCCUCGCAGUUCAAAUAUCAUCGUAGAGCCUGUUUCAGGUUACAGAAAGACUGAAAUCGCAGUUUUCGCUUAUGCAUCGAGACGUUCGGCCAGACCCGCCGGCGUCUUUGAUUGACCUCGCCGAUGAGGAGAAUAAUUCACAUUUGGGUACUGUUCAAUUAUUUGAAUCGAGGAAGUUCAUUCAUUUUUCAGCCCAUUUGAAACAUCAGCUGUCAAUACCACACUAUUCGAGGACAGAUAUUGACAAAAAAGCCGAUGAGAUUUUGUCCUCGAAAAAAGGCGGCAGCGUUUAUUUAAUACAAGGUUCUGAAUUUCUAAACUUGAAGAAAGCACAUCCCUUUUUCCUUAACUCAUACAUUUUUAUGAACCAAAUUGGGAAAUAAAUAUUAAAACGGAACAACUGGAAAUUUUCAAAAAAACAAUAUUCAAAUCUUUCGUUGAUUAUUGCGUCAGAUAAAAAAACAGCAAACUUGACUCUAACGACUCGAAAAAAAGGUCCAGCAGAGUUCGAGAUUUUAUUUUUCGAUUUGAUAUUCCCUUAUUUGUUCCACACCUAACACAGCCCUUAAGGCCUUGUAUCUCAUUCAAUUUUUCAAAUAGCGUGUCUUCAAACGUGCUUCUCGAAUUAUUUCGUGAGAUUAUAGAAUUGCGCUCCAGCUUUAUCCAAUUUAAGAAAUAUUUUAGCAUUUCGCUUAAUUUUAAGGUCCCGAUGCAAGUGGAAAAACGCAGGUUUUGUGCCGAAUGUUUGAGAAAGCGCCGGCUGAUGCUCACAAAAUUAUACGGUUUGCUCUCUUAUUGACAAUUUUCAUUUUUCUUUUUUCGAUUCACUAAUUUAACCUACGCAUCGACGUUUGCCCAUGAAUUUUGGCGUUUGAUCUGUUUUUCCGUCUGCUCGGCUGCGAAAUUCGAUCCACAAAUUGUUUUGCAGGUAAAAAGAAGUUUAUAAACUUUGUUUGAAGUUCAUUGAAGAUAUCUACUCGUUUUUCUGAUUUGAGUCAUUUUCAGCACUUCAAGCUUGAGAAAAUCAUUGAAAUUUUCGAAACUUACAUUGAAAAGCUAGAAAAACCGCUCUACCUGUUCAUCGACGACAUUCAUUUGCUCAAACAUGGAAACUUCCUCAGCAAUUGUGAGAAAAGAGUCAAAUCGGUUGGUUGAAAAUCUUCAUCUUAUUAGUUCAGUUGUUUUAAAAUCUGUUCAAGUAAAAAGUAUUAUUUUUUUAGAUUAGAAAAAAAGUUCUUUCGGACCUUGAUAACAUCAAAAAAACACUGAAUCUCUUCACAUAAGUUUAGUUUUUCGUAAACGCAAAAGUGUUGGAAUAGACUGUCAAUAAACGUUUCAAAAAAUAAUUUUGGUAAUUUUUUUAUAAAGAGACUUUUCUAAUUAUCGUCCUUAAGAAAUGAAGUUACAAAAUUUGUUGGUACUUUUCUCGAAGAGGAAUAUCCUGAUUUUGUAUUUCUAAUUGAGCAGGCUCCUCAAAAGCUGAUCGUCUUCGUGACGGCCUCCAACGUGAGCCCCGUGCAGUCGCUGUUCACCAUCACGCAGACUUUCAACGUGACGACGCCUACAGAAGAUGACGUCAUCGAGAUGAUGAAGAAGGUCGUGGCGGCGGAAGGACGGAGGCUCAGCAACGAACAGUGGGGCGCUGUGCGGCAACAGGUUCAGAUCAAAUCUCCUUUCAUAUUGAUUUUUCUAUUCUCAUAAGAAUGUUAUAUUCAUAAAAAGAAAGUGUUCAGAUAGUGGGUUCGAAUGAAAACAUUUUGUUUGCGAAGUCGUUGAUCCACGAAAUGCUUCAACAAGGAUCCUUGAAUGCAAAAGGCGGUUUCGAAGGUUAGAAAUUGUACUUUUUUUAAAUGUAAUUUUAUAUUUUUUUUUGAUAAUUGAAAUCAGGGAUUAUCUUCAGCUUACAGGAAGAAGGUCGAAGAAGAAAAAUAUCUGAGGAGGGUUAAAAGAUAAGUAUGAGUACUCGUUUGCAGAUUAGUAACUACCGAGAAAUUUUUUUUUGGUUCCCACUAUAGCUUCACAUCAAAAGUUUUUAUUUCUCACACACAAAAAGUAAAUAGAGAUAAGAAAAGGAAGGAAAGAGAACAUACGGUUUCGGGACUUGGGCUGAAGAAGGAAAGAGUCGUGUUGACCAGUAGAAACUGUGAAAUUUAUUACGCCCAUAACUGUUUUUUUUUGUUUUUGAAAUAAUUAUAAUUUGCAGGGAGACUGGAACGACUCGAAGUGGAGUUCGGAACAGCAGCCGUCCAAGCCGUGUGCAAGUUCCUGAGCGUGGCCUCUCACGGUCUGACGCGACUGGAGCUCCACGACGUCUUGUCCUCUCAAAGGGACCUUCUCUCCCAAAUCGGCACCACUGUCAGCUUCCCUCCACUUCUUCUCGACGAAAUCUUAGAAGCUUUCGGUUCGAUUGAAACCCGAAAGACGGAAUUUUUUCUUGUUUUCCAGGACCUAUUCUUCACACUGUCUUCAUCGACCAACGGAAUGUGAUAUCAAUCAGCCAUUUUUCAUUGUUAAAUAUUGUCCGCCACAGGUUCCCAUAGGCUCUUCCCCUAGGCAAGUCAAGUCCAACGGUUAUAGGUAUCUUUCGAGCACGGCGGAUCUGAAAGCGACUCACGUCGCAUUGUCGGAUCUGUUCAGCGAGCACGGCGUUACUUCAGAAGAGCUGUCGCCUCGAAGUUCCUUUACCUACACCAAUUUCCCUCAAGCGCUCAAGAAAGAGAACGGGUCGACCAAUGUCCGCAAACUGCGGCUUCUUUGGUUUCAUCUCCUCCACACGGGUUGGACGGAUGGAAUAUUUCUCGGAAUAGAACGGACUUGACAGGUAAUAUGGACGCUCUAAAAGAGCUCACCCUCUGCCAUUUCGACUACAUCGAUCUGAUCGUCCGCUAUUUUGGCGUCAUGCAUCUGUUGACGUUGUACGAAGAGUGCGCGAUGCAGGUGCUCCAUCACGACUUGCAAGGUAGUCUGGUAUGAGAAUGGCGACUUUGGUUGACAAAAAUAGGCUUGAAACGCACCCGGGACAAAAGUUCGUUGAAAUAAAGGUUUUUGUUGGCGUAAUCAACUUUUUUGAGUAAUUCUAUUUCUGCAACCUUGGAAUCUUCUGAAAUUCGAACAAAAAAUUAUUCACAGUUUUGAAGGAAUAUCCAGCACAGUUUCUAAUCUUUCAGAGGCGCAUGAAAGCUCUUUUUAUUGACUUUGUGCUAGAACUGAAGCUUCGAUUAUAUUCUUGAAAAUAGAAAAGUUUGCAGGUUUUGGCUUUCGCUAUCAGGAAUCACCCAAAACAUAAAUAAACUGAUGAGUAAUCAGAAAAAAGAAAGAAGAUUAAGCGCUCUGUGAGCAAGUGCUGCUGCCCUCGCUGAGUACUAUCGUCAGAGACAACGAACAACUCGCCGCCGAAGUCAUCGGCCGGUUGCGGUUCACCAGAGGUUACUUUUUGGAACGUGCUCCUUGCAGGUUGUAGAACCGAGAUGACCCUGGCAAAAUUUAGAAUGAGACAAGGUUUUGCAGCCGACAACAGCCAUUUUCUGAACACCAUGGUGGAACAGGCGAUGGGCUGGGUCGACCUCUACAACCGGCAACCUCUUUUGGUCCCUCUGACGUGUUGGAUCUCGCCGCCGACCAUGAAAAUGUGUCGAAGUUUUCUGCUCAAGGUCAGCUUCUAUCUGAAAAACUUUUUUCGGAACAAGAUAACCAAAAUUAAGACUCAUUUUGAAGUAUUUACUAGCUUUUAUAGCAUCAAAAAAGUUUUAUAGCAUCAAAAAUAUCUCGUCAUAAGCUUGUUUUGAAUCGCUAUUUAUCUUCCAAAAUAAUGAUGUGGAGUUUGAGGAAUGGAAAGCGGGUCAAACGGUGCUGGCGCCUACCCAAAACCACCAACAUGUCCUGAUUUCGGGGAACCAAUCUGCUCCCGGCUUCAUAUACAUGUACCACAUCGCUUCGCAGUAUCUCAUUGCCACUUUCAAAGGUCCGAAAAAUGAAAAUAAAAAGAUUUCUCACUGGGGCACGAUUGGCGAGUCGAAAAAAGCUUUUGCAGGUCAUUCUGCCGCUGUCACUUCAAUUUGUGCGAGUAACAAUGGAAUGUUUUUCGUGAGUACUUCCGUCGACCUAACCGUCAAGAUUUGGAGCUUCGUAACGGUUUUCCUGCUUGCCGACUUCUUCUGAAUGAGAGAAAGGCCUUCAGGGUGAAUGCUUGAAGACGUUGAAGCCUCACUCGCAGAAGGUUCUGGGGGCGAUUCUGAGCAGCGACGACAGCUUCAUGAUAACCGCGUCGGCUGAUUCGUCGGCGAAGGUUGGCACGAAAAGAGAAGACGCGAAGGAGAAAUGGGAUUCAGAUGAUCAACGUCGAAUCAGGAGACGUCAUCCGGUCUUUCAGUGAUCAUACGGGAAGCGUUGUUUCCUUGCAGCUGACUUCAAAUGAUCAGUUUUUGAUAACUGGUUAGUAAUUCAUCGUUUUAGUGUGAAGAUCUAAGGAUGGAACAAGAAAUCUUAUUAGUCAAGCAUGAAAAAAACUCAGAGAGUAAAAAAAAAUCUACAAACAUUUGAAAUUUAGCGCUGAGUCAACUAUGGAUCAACUUUGAUUUAAAAUUUUGAAGAAAUUUUUUUCUGCUAAAAACUAGCGAGUAUAUCUGUGCUGCUAGGAAUUUUCGCAAUAACAAUCCAAAAAAUUUUUUUUAUGGAAUGAGCCAAAUUCACGAAUUAUUUCUUUGAGAAUUGGAUUCAUGAAGUUGAAGAGAGACUACAGUAAGUAUCCUUUCAGGCUCUGGGGACUUUGUAGUUCAAAUGUGGGACGUCACCAAUGGAAAUUGCAUAUCCAGGAUGGGCGGUCUCAUGGCGCCCGUCAGCUGUUUGGCUAUCACGACGUCAGAGUUUCAUUCUGAAUGAAGACUUUAUUUCUAUUUUUCCAUGUCUUCUUUCAAAUUUAUUCAUUUUAAGGAAUGAUGCUUUCGUUGUGGUGGCCUGCGAGGACGAGACUUUGAAAGUGUUCAGCACGGUUUCUGGACAAGAACUCCACGAAUUGAUGGGCCACGAGGGGAAGGUGCUUUUGGACAGUUUUUUCGAGAGAAAAAAACGAUAAUCUCUGAAUUCUGACACCUUUUUGAAUUCUCGCGAGCUGUUUUCCGCUUUAUUUCUUAUUUUCGAGGAGGCGACUUAUUAAAUUACACUACUAGAUCGUGAUAAAUCUUCAGAAAGAUCUUAAGAGAAGUUAAAUUUGUAUCGAAAAAAUCUAGGUGUCUACUGUGUGUUUUCGAAAACAGUCCUUGGCAAGGUGUUCAUAAUUUUUCAUGACGAGAUUGGAAAAAAAAAGAUUAGAGAUUGUUCUAUUCAGGUCAACGCCUUGGCAUGCGCCCAGGACGACUGUCAACUGUUUGCAGCGACGAAAUCCAAGAUCUUCUGCUACGACAUUCACAACGGACAAAUGAUCGACGUCCUCGACUGCGCCCAACCGUUUCCCGUCUUCAGUUUAAAGGUUUCAGAACUAGAAAGAGCUUGCUUUUAUUCAAACUUUCUUCUCUGAAAAAGAUUUUUUUGAUCGGUUUAUUUUUUUCCAAUUUUUGAUGGAUGACAUAUUAAAAAUAACGAUUUGGAACUAAAAUCUGUGGAAAUCUCGGAAAGUCGGGGUGUGAAAUUAACUCUGUUUAUGAGAAGCAGUCGCGAUGCUUUUUGGCGCCAUUUCAAAAAUUUUCGAGAAGAAAUGUUUGAAAUAAUUUUGGGAAGAAAUGCAACCGAAAUAUGAUAUUCAAAGGAUUUCAAAAGUUGCGAUCGUUUUGUUGACUUCAACCGCCACACCUUUUUAAGCCUGGGAAAAUCGUAUACUCCAUUUCUUCCAGAUCUCUUCGGACAACUACUUUUUGGUGUCUGGUUGCGGACCAAAAGUUCACAUCUGGAACAUUCAAAAAAGAAAUCACGACGCGCACGACGUCACUGUGGACAAAGAAGGCUUUCUGACCGCCAUCGCCAUGUCUUACGACGAGAAGGUCUCUCGGCAGCAUUUUGUUUGGAAAUGAAACAACUGGAUUAUUUUCAGGUUUCCGCCUGUGGAACGUACAAUGGGAUCGUGGCCCUUUGGGACCUGGACAUUUGCCAAUGUAUUUCAACGGUAAGACUUUUUAUUUUCUCAUGAUGUGAAUGUUUUUCCAUAAUUCAGUGAUUGGCUAUAAUUUUUCUGUUCUCAGGUUGUACAAGCGAAAGGAAUCCCGGUCACGUGCAUCACCUUCACCGUUGACAAUGCGUUCCUGAUUUCUGGAAAUUCGGUUGGGAGCAUUCUUCUGCUUGACGCGGCCAACGGAAACGUCAUCAGGGACAUCAAUGUAGGGAUGAAAUUCCCCUCGGAAGCAAAAUCAAAAGAUUUCCAGUUCCACACAACGGAGAUCGUCUCGAUUUGCUCUUUGUACACGGGAAAAGUGCUUUCCUGCGACAAAGACGGCAAAUUCAUCCAAUGGGACACGUUCCUCGAAGAUGAUAUUCCGGUUAGUCUCGUUAUUUAUUAUUUGGAGAAGUCUGCAUUUCUUGCUGUAAUAUUCUCAUAUCUGACGUGUUAGAUCUCUUCUCAAAAUCAAUUUUGUGUUACUCUUAAAGGUAAUCUUUUUUCAAUGCAAAAACUAGAGAAAUUGAUUAAUUAAUCAUCGAAAAUGAAUAAAAUCACACUGCGGAAGAAGUUGAAAAAAUAGUUUUUUCUUCAGUUGAACUGUUCAAAUUUCAGGAAAUGGUGGUUCAAGGUGUCAAGCCGCCAGUUUUCGUGCCACCCAGCGGCAGAAUAUUGAUAGGUCAUUGCCCAGCCAACGUCAAAGAGUCCGACCUCCACAUACGGGAAAUCCGCAUUUAUUGUGUUCAGAAUGAAGAUUUGGACGUUGCCGGAAGAGGCGGCGCCGGUGCAAAAGAACAAACUUUCUCACAAUGAUGAGAUCACCUGUUUCGCGACGGCGCCCAAGGGAGGAUCUCUAGUCGCCACGGGCUCCCUGGACAUGUCCCUCAAGCUUUGGAAUAUCGAAUCUGGCUUUUUGACCCAGGUAAAUGCUCAAAAGUUGAUUUGAAAAAGGUGACAAGAAACUUCAGCAAUCCAUUGUUUGGAAUGAGUAGAAGUUCCUUUAGUAUCUAGGAGUUUGGCUCAGAUUUUUUGAAUAAGCAUAUGAAGUUUUAAUGAGCGCAGCUUGAUGAUUGCAUGAGACUACGCUGGCUGGAGUUCUAUGAUCACUAUUUGUGACACAACCAGGAAACAAAUUGCUCGAUUUGUUUGGAAAAGAAGUUUGGAAAAGUGCUCUCUGGGGUCAAUCGCGCGGUAGAGUUCACGUGGUCGACAGACACACUCGACUCGGCAACGAAAAUAGUCAAAAUUUUUCUGAAUGCGACAAGGGAAUUAUAGAGAAAAUUUCAGAAAGCUUUUGAUGAUCCUCAAUCUUUUUCAAUUCGAAACUUCUUUUCCCGUCUUUUUGUUAAUAUGUUUGGUUUAAAGGUGAGUAAGUAAGCAAAACUCAAAAUGAUUUUUUUUUUCAAGGGCUUUUCUUUCCGGAAUUUUUUGAAAUAAUAAUCUGAUGAGAGUGAUGUGAAAAAAAUAAUAAUUUUCUUCCAUUUUUUUCUUUCCAGACUUGAGAGCAAGUCCAAUUUUAUGUGACAGAAAUGAAAUCAGAAAUUUCGCAUCAAUAUUAUAAGUUUUCGAUUGAGAAUCAAGUAUUUUAGGUACUGGUUGGUCAUGACGACGUCGUGACGUGCUGCGACCUGGCAGACGACGAGAGGAUAGUCGUUUCCGGAUCUCGUGACCGGAAAGUCAUCAUCUGGAACGUGGCGACCGGCGACGUCGUCUGCAACAUCUUCGCCUCGGCUUCGGUCACUUCAGUCGCGUUGACGCGCGAUGGAACUGUCGCCUUCUCAUGUAACCUCUUCUCGAGAAUCUCCCUUCUAAUCGACUUCUUCAGCGACUGAGGAAGGCUGGCUGGAGGCCUGGACGACGGAUAAAGGCAGACGUUUGUCGUCUUUCAACGCGCAUCGGCCCAUUCGGAAGGUGAUAACGUCAUUGGAAGCCAAUCGGUGAGUCAUCCUGGGUCGCGUGGCCGAGGGAAAGACCAUUUUCGCCUGAUUCACCCCAACAUUUAGUGAACGAAAAUGAUGUCAGGAUGGAUAGUUUUACAUACUCGUGAUCAAAAAUCAAAAGUUCUUUGUGCUCAGAGAAAGGUUUUGAAUGUCUUUGUGUCGACAAAAUGUCAUGAUGAUUCACUUGGAAUACAAUCAUUCUUCUUAAGUUUUCAAUGUCAUUUUUUUGUUAGUUAAAAGAUUAAUCGUGUAGGUUUAUAGUUGAUUCUGGCCGAUAAUGUCGAAGAACUACUGUAGAUGAAAAAAAUUGGUGGAUACGGCUUGUUAUGAUAAAAAAAUUAAAAACACAAACCGUGAUUUGAAAAAAACUUGACCGCUGCUCUUCUUUUUUUCGAAAAAAAUUUCCGUUUUCUACUUUCAACUCUACUGUUUGCUUUUUUUAUAGAUUUUUUUGUUUGAAUUAUGCAGCUAUUCUAUAUUUUUUCAAUGGAAAAAAACUUGCAAGGGUGCAGCACAGUCGUGUUGAAAGUUUUCUUUGUGAUUUUUUUCAAAGAUUUUUUUAAAAAAAUUUUUUUAAAAACUUUUUUGUUACUUUCAUUACUUUUCAAAUUAAGAGAAAUCGGAACAGAGUCUAGAGUUUUUAAGUGAAAAAGUAAUUCAUUACGGAAAGCCCAAAUUGUUUCAGGCCAGUUAUGUGAGAACUUACCAGUCCAAGACUUGGUCUCAACAUUUAUCGAGCCAACGCCGCGCAAAGUUUAUAUGUGAGGCUUUCCAGACUGCUGGUUCACCUGACCGGAUGUGCUCAACUGCCGAUCCUCUGCCUGCACAACACGCCAGCCAGUGCUCAUGCGGCGACGAGACGUCGAAGUGCGCGGACUCACUCCGUGUCGAGCAUCGGCAACGAGAUCGUAACCGCUUCCGACGCCAAGAAGGAGACGACGUCGGCCUCGUCAAACACUUUGCAGACGGGAAACGGACAGGCGGCCACGGGAUCUGGACGUCCUUCCCAACCGAGACCCACCUUCGACAAGUUGGAGCGAAGCAAGAGCCGCACUUCCUUGAUUGAAAAGGUCCGCUUUGCCCCAAGGAAAUGAGAAAAGUUCCAAAGUUUUUUCUUGUGUCUUUGCUUUUUCUCAGAUCUUCGGAACCUCGAGCUCUGAAAUUUGUUGCAUUUAAGUUAGAAAAUGUCUUACGAGGAAAGGUAUAUCAAGUCUGAUGGUGUGUAGUCCUAGGUUAAAGUACUCGAAAAGUUAAAGAAUUUUCUUUUAAGCGCCAUAGAUUGCUAAGAAAAUUCCGGCCGAAAAUUGUAAAGAAUAGACUAAAAAUGCUUUGCUUGGAAAUUUUGGAGAAAACGUUUUUUUUUUUCAUGUCGCUCAUGAGGGGAUUCUGAUGAGCAGUUAACUUCAAAACAACAAAUACGAAAAAAAAAAAUACAACGGUUCUCAAUCGUUUUCUCGUACAUUUUCCGCCCUUUUUUUCUCGGUACUCUGUAGCAAUUAGCCGCUUAGCAUACAUUUUUUUUUUCUGAGUAUCUCCAUCUAGGAAUGUCUAACACAUCUACGAUGUUUGCCUCAGAUACUUUCCUCGUUAGAAUGCGAAAAAAAAAAUCAUGCGAUUUGAAGCGUUUUAGAGCUGGUUAUUGAUACUAAAAAGAAUGAGAAGCAUCAAGCUUAAUUUUACGAUGAAGCCUGUGUUUCGACUCAUAAACCCCAUGUGUCAUUGAUAGAAAAUCCCCGGCAUAUAGUUUAUUUACCCUCAACUUGUCCAGCUCUGAAUUUGUGCUCUCUCUUACCAUAUUUCUGACAAGGGAGGUCAUUUGCUUCAUGCGAAUUAGGAAUUUCUUAUAAACGAUCUCAAAGCCUCUUUGGAGAUCUAGCACGAAAUCUCUAGUAGUUAUCACCCGCACAAGUGUUUGGUUUUGGCUUCAUAGAGCUUUAGUUUGAAAUUUUCAAUUUGAAAGAGAUGUGUGUGAGCAAGUUUUCGGAAAGUUUCUAGAAGCAAGUAUUCAGAAGGCGUUAAAAAUUCACUUCAAAAUGGCCUCCUCUGUGAGACAUCUGUGGCUUCGUUUGCCUAUCAUGUCAUUGACUGAUCUUUUGAAGGAGUGGGUGAGAUUCAUAAAAAAUAAUAAAAAUUUGCUGUGAAAUUUUUAGUAUGACGUAUAGGCGUUUAGAAAAGAUGGUUAUUUGAAAAAAAAAAUCAACGUUUUCCAUCUUAACAAGCUGAAGCCAAAAAAAGACGGCGCUUUUUAUUGAAAAUUUAAGCUCUGAACCAACUUGGAAUAUUUUAUUCUCUCUGCACCUCUCACUAGGGAACUACUCGGACUCGGGUACCCGUUUCGAGUUGAAACUUUGGUGGCUAAUAGACCCGGGUAAGAUUACUUGGAAACAAGAAAAAUUAUCUGCUAAACCCCAUAGGCUUCUGAGAAAAAGCUUUUUGAAAAUGAACAAUUUAGGCUUGAAAAUUAUCAAAUUCCUGCUUUUCUCCUUCUUUUGGCUGGAAAAAGUUUUUUAGAGUGUAUCAUAGCCGGAUCAUCCAAGGCGAGUGUAUUAAAAUAUGAAACAAGGAAAAAAGCAGUAUUCUGAAAAUUUUCAAGCCUAAUUUUCACAUUUUCAACUAAUUUUUUCUCGGUUCUCUAUUUGGUUUAGCAGAUAUUCUCUCUUGUUUUCAAGUAUUCUCACUUAGGUCUAAAAACCACGAAAGUUUGAACUCGAUCCGCGUACCCGAGUCCGAGUAGUUCCCUAGUCAGUCGACUCUUUGAAAUUUUGGAGUUAGAACAUAUUAACAAAAAAGUUAUCAAUUUUUAUGAUGGCGUUUUGCAGGACCGGCCGACCACUUUGACUCAGGCCGUGACGCCAGUUCAAAAAUCCAGCAUGUGCAGCAUUUUGUAA